CUGACUGACUGCGAGAAGUCAAAAAGCCUCACUCCUGUUGAUAAGAUUUCAAUUGAAUUAUUACAAAUAAAUGCGUACAAAAUGUUAACUGCCAAUCACUCAGCAUGGCAAUAAAUACGUUCAGAUUGAUCUGCCUGCUUGGUGUUUUCUAUAUCACCAUUCAUCAUCACGAUGCGAAAUCGAUUCUUAUUCAAGAGUUAACUAAAUGGACGUUGAGAAAUGAAAACUCCUCACUGGAAACUAGCGUAUCCCGUAUGCCGACUGGAGUAUACACUGCGCUUAAAGAUACUUAUGGAGACUUACUGGAUCCCGGAAAUGAUGCAGCUCUUCGCUGGAUAGCCAACCAAUCGUGGAUAUUCAGCACAAAAUUUGACAGCGCCGAAAUGGGUCACGAAAUGGUGAACCUGACGCUCCACGGAAUCGACACCGUAUCCAGAGUACGCGUGAACGGGCAAGAACUUGGCGAGACUGACAACAUGUUCGUCCGCUACUCGUUCGCCAUAGGCCACCUGCUCCUACCUAGCCCCAAUCAAAACAUUUUGGAGGUUGAGAUUCUCUCGCCCUUACAGGAGGCAAGUCGGCGCUUUCGAGAGUUGCAAAACGAGGGAGUUUUUACGGGACCUCCCAGCUGCCCAAGGGCACGUGGAGACGUCGAAUGCCAUCGGAAUUAUCUGCGGAAAAUGCAAAUGAGCUUCGGUGGCGAGUGGAAUCCUGUAGCGCUUUCCUCGGGUAUAUGGAAGCCUGUUGCAGUCGAGUACUAUACAGUGGCUGUGCUGCGUGACGUAGACGUGGCCAUCAAGAGGAACGAAACUUACUGGACGUUGGAUUGUCGCGCCUUUCUCAGUACUCCGGCAACCGAGGAUUUUUAUGUCGACCUUAAGGUUUAUGCCAGUGAUCUCUUAGAUAAACCAUUUGUUCUGGAAAAACAAAUUGUUUCGUUCGCGUCUCCCGUACUAGAGUUCAAAAUAUCGAUACCUAAAGACCGAGUAACUAUGUGGUGGCCCAACGGCUACGGCAAGCAAAUGCUCUACCCAAUACUUUUCAAAGUAAAAUGCUAUACUAGCGAAGCUGGCCACGACCUAAGCGCCCGCACAGAGUCACAGAAGAUAUUAAAGGUUGGGUUUCGCAUCCUAGAGCUGGUAGAGAACGAAGAUCAGAACGGCAGGACAUUUCUUUUCCGAGUGAACGGACAUCCGAUCUUCAUGAAAGGCGUGAAUUACGUACCUGCUCAUACACUUCCGGAGUUGUCAGCUGAGACGGAGUCAGUCGAAUAUUUGCUGAAAGCCGCACACAAGGCCAACAUGAACAUGAUUCGUGUUUGGGGCGGAGGUCUCUACGAGUCGGAAAACUUCUACAACUUGGCUGAUUUCUACGGACUUCUCGUGUGGCAGGACAUGGCGUUUUCCCGUGCAGCAUAUCCCUUGGCAAAAGACUUCGUGGCCUCCGUCCGUCUAGAAACGGCUCAAAACGCUCAGCGCCUUUCAUAUCACCCAAGCCUUGCAUUAAUCGUAGCUAAUAACGAGAUCGAGCUUUACCUUGUAACAAACAAAUCAGAUUUUGGGGAAGACGCCAACCGCGUUGAGAGUGAUUAUAAUGCUCUAUUUGAAACCAUAAUAGGAGAACUGAGUGUCAUAUCUCGUGGUGAUUUCAGUCCUCGUCCUGGUCCAAUGAUUUCAACACCCUCGAUAGGGGUCGCACAAUCAGGUGCUGAAAUGACUAAAAAUCCUCAAGAUCCAAAUUAUGGCGAUGUGCAUUUCUGGGUAGACGACAAGGAUGCUUUUAGUCCCGAAACAUAUCCGCACGCUCGAUUUGUUUCUGAGUUCGGUUACGCAAGUCUUCCAAUGCUCUCGACAUGGCAGCGUGCGCUGGGAAAUGGCUCAAAUGUCAAUAGCGAGGAUAUUGCUUCCCUCAUCCGAAGCCGGCAGCAUGACGUAAAGGGAUUCAUUCCGAUGCUUCAGCAAAUCUCGUAUCAACUUCCGUUCACUCCCCAGCACUGGGACGAGAACAUUGAAAAGUUCAUAUAUUUCAGCCAGGUGGCACAGGCCAUGGCGACGAAGACAGCGGUCGAACUGUUUCGUAGUCUACGCACUGGAAACCAGACAAUGGGCGCCCUAAUCUGGCAGCUGAACGACGUUUGGGUGGCUCCCACAUGGUCGUGCAUUGACUUCUACGGAAACUUUAAAUUGAUUUACUACUGGGCCAAGGAAUUCCUGGCCUCAAAAAGCGUUAUUGCCUUGUAUGACGCUAGCUCAAAUAAUCUUAACAUCACGCUCACUCGGGAGGAUUAUGCGGACCAUUUAGACUCCCAGUUUUAUUAUGUGCUAGUAAACACCUACCUUUGGACUGAUCUCAUUGCUAAGAAGACAAUCGCACGUGCCUUUGGUUUGGGAUCUAAUCAGCUUGAAGUGCGCCCCAUACCUUUGGAACUGUUGCUAAUCGAAAACCAUUCCAAAGAAGAAAUAUUCUUAGAAAUAGUUUUAGAGGAUAAAGAUGGGGAGCCUGUGGCUCGAAAUUAUUACUAUCCAGUCCCUAUGAAAAAUAUCAGUGGAAUAAAGGACCCAGAACUUACAGUGCAAGUCGCAGGUCAAGAAUGCAGCAAUACACAGCCCCCGUAUAGCAACAGUUUCAGUUUGCUUAUUACAGUGCGGUUUCCGGCCUUACUGGUUUAUCUUGAAUUGAUCCAUCCGGAAUACAUCAUGAAACGCCAUACGUUCUCCUUAAAUGGCUUUACUCAGACAGCACCAAGGAAAACGAUCUACUUGGUCUUCGAGGACGACUCGGAAUGCCUUACGCUAGAUAGCGCUAACAUUAAGGUUCAAACUAUCAACCAAUAUUUAUUACAAAAUAAUUAAUAUUGUGAAACUGUAUUUAGAUGGCAAUUGACUUUUAUUUGUGUAAUCUUAAACAACAUUUUUACACGGAUAUG
This is a messenger RNA of Drosophila serrata, 2926 nucleotides long. RefSeq names its product beta-mannosidase-like. NCBI's taxonomy places the organism in Eukaryota, Metazoa, Arthropoda, Insecta, Diptera, Drosophilidae. Gene Ontology annotation, molecular function: beta-mannosidase activity. Gene Ontology annotation, biological process: glycoprotein catabolic process. The record is from RefSeq and is a predicted model, not a curated record.